Molecule: messenger RNA, 2289 nt
Organism: Colletotrichum truncatum
Lineage: Eukaryota; Fungi; Ascomycota; Sordariomycetes; Glomerellales; Glomerellaceae
Product: FAD binding domain protein
Molecular function (GO): FAD binding
Source: RefSeq, a predicted model, not a curated record
AUGACAAAAUCUUUCAAAGUCAUCAUCUGCGGCGCCAGUGUGUCCGGCCUGAGCCUGGCUCUAAUGCUUGAGAGGCUCGGGAUCGAUUACUUGGUGCUCGAAGCGUACCCUGAAGUCACUGCCAAUGUUGGUGCAGCCGUCGGCCUUUUGCCAAACGGGCUCAGGAUCCUCGAUCAGCUGGGAGUAUAUGACUCUUUCAAGAAGCAGUACGACUUAAAACCCAUGACUGAUGCCAAGUUCUUUUCACCGGAAGGACAAGUGUUGGCGAGCAUCAAUAUGCAUGACAUGGUCCGUUGGAUUGGGUAUCCGAUGAUUUUCCUCUCUCGGCGUUCCUGCCUCGAAAUCUUAUACAAAAGCAUUAAACACAAAGACAGAAUUCUGGUAAACAAGCGUAUCACUAAGGUUAUCAAGGCUACUUCUGGAGUAGAACUCAUUACCGAAGACGGAACCGUAUACACAGGAGACAUCCUUGCCGGCGGCGAUGGCAUUCACAGCACCGUCAGGAAGGAGAUGUGGCGACUGGGUGCAGAACUAGCUCCCGGAUACUUUCCCAAAGACGAGUGGUCAACCGUACCAUGCUAUCAGAAGGCCAUCUUCGGUAUUAGCCGCCCGCACCCGAAUUUCAAGACCUAUGAGUCAGUCAUGACUUAUAACAACGGUUUCUUGCACUCCGUCCUUCCCGGAGCAGACAAUCGGCUGUAUUGGUUCUUUUUCCUCAACCUGGAUGAACCCGCGUAUGGGGAUGAUGCUCCCAAGUUCACCAAAGAUGACGAAGCUCGCGUCGUUAAGGAGCAUAUUGAAGACCCUGUGAUGCCGGGGCUGAGAUUAGGUGAUCUAUACUCCACCGCCGAGGUUACCGUCAUGACAUGUCUGCAAGAGCACGUUUUCAAGAGAUGGCACUUUCAGAGGAUUAUAACACUAGGGGACGCGGCACAUAAGUUCAACCCUGAGACGGGGCAGGGUGCUAACUCGGCAAUCGAAACAGCCGCAGCGAUUGCGAAUGAGAUAUCCCGAUUGCUGGCAAGGACAGACAAACCGACUGACGAUGACAUCUCUGCUAGCUUUGCUCGAGUGCAGGAACAGCGGUUCGACCACGUCAAGGCCCUCGUAAAAAGGGCGACGGAGGCUGCCAGAGCAGAAACCUUCACAACGGCCAUGGGAGAGUUUACCGUUCGCCACAUCAUGCCGAAUCUUGACGCACAGACGAGCCUCAACGGAUUCAUGAGCGACUUUGUGGAUGGCGUUACACUUGAGAAUCUCCCUAUUCCAUUCAGGCCAAGACUAGUCCCAUUUUCCAAUGAGUUGCCUUCCAAACCGCUCAAAACUACAGUGUCGAGAACAGUUGCGGUUCUGACGGCUACAUUCCUACUCGCCAUGCCGGUUUAUCUAGCUCAAGCGAGGGACUGGCGCAUAUGGUCCGGUCUGACACAUAUUCCUUCAUCUCCAUGGAUCUCCACGGAAGUGAUAUCAGAUCAGGCACAGACACUAGUCUACCAUGUCUUGGUUUAUGUGCCCAUUUUCUUCAUGUGGACAUUGGAUGGCCAACGCGCCGGCAAUGGAAGCAGUGUAUCUCAAUGGCCUUUCCUGUUCUUACUCGCUUCUCAAUUGUGCGGCCCCGAAAUUGCCGUCCCCACGUAUUUCGCCUUGUCCAUUCUGAUGCCGACGUAUUGGACCACGACCGGCCGCGAGCUACCAUCGAACACCUGGCGAGAUGUGCCAGAGGCCUUGGGGAUAGGGUUCGUGUUGCCGACAGCUCUUACGCUUAUAUCCCCCAUCGCCUGGCCCCUGUGGUUUCUCGCCCCUAUACUUGUACCUAUCGCCCUUUUUGGAAUUCGCUUCUGGAAUACGAGAUCCGCUGGGCUCCGGCGAGGCAGUUCAGCGCACUCUAAAGUUGUGAACAGCCACAAGGAGAAGCCAAUAACGAUUGCCAAUGAGCCAGAUGCUAUUUAUGGGCUGAUGGUGUCCCUUCUCGCGGCCGCACACCUCUUGAUCCUUCCGGUAGUACGCCUCCCAGGCUUGUCUGGCAUUCUGGAUGCUUCUGCCUCCCAUGCGCACUUGGCCAUUAUUGCUAUGUCAGCUGUUGUCUACUCGCUUUAUAGCAUGUUCCAGCUGCGCCGUCGGGGAUAUAUAUCAACCGCACAACUGAUUGCAUGUUUUACCGCCGUUCUCGCCAGCAGCAUUGCCCUUGGCCCGGCAGCCACUUAUGUUGGGACAUCUUGGUUUGCAGACAGGACAAUCUCUGGAGUUGUCAAGGCAGUUAAUACUCCCAAGCCACCCUUAGCCAAUUGA